Gambusia affinis (western mosquitofish) is the source of this 1866-nucleotide messenger RNA. RefSeq lists its product as uncharacterized. The record is from RefSeq and is a predicted model, not a curated record. The transcript is spliced from 10 exons. Bases 211 to 1863 code for a protein of 550 amino acids. Lineage: Eukaryota; Metazoa; Chordata; Actinopteri; Cyprinodontiformes; Poeciliidae.
UCGAAGCCUCCACACGCCCGACAUCUACCGAAAUCUUCGUCUCCAUCCCGAUCUUCCGCUCGGUUCUAGUGUGCCGUGUUCGGGUUGGGGGAGGCGGGGAGGACGACAUUCAUGAAAUAAAGGGAAAAAAGCGUUUUCCAUCAUUCCUGAGCCCCUCCCAGCCCUCUGAUCACCGGACCGAGGCUUUUAUAAAGAGAGAGGCAGUCCAAGAUGAAAGCCAUCGUAGCGGCGGUACUUAGCGCCGUGUUCUGCACCGUUGUGUCAGCGUCUUCCAAAGUCAAAGAGGAAAGGAGGACGGCCUUCUUCGGCGAAGACGUUCACAUCGACGUGUCGUCGUGGAGCGACCUGGAGGUCGUGUUCCGACCCAGGACCAACAGCUCCUACGAGGUGCCUCUGCUCCGGUCGGGCCGGGUGACGAACCAGAACAAGACGGAGUUCAACUCUCUGGGCCACCUGGUGCUGAAGGACGUGCAGGAGGAAGACGAGGGGCUGUACAUCAUCAGAAGCGGCCGAAAUGUCAGCAUUUCCAAAAACCUCGUCCUCAUCGUGAGAGACUGCGUUUUGGAGCAGGUUGUUAAAUAUGGAGAAACGUACAUCAUCCACCUGAAUCAAAUCGAAGGUCCGAUCACGCUGGAGUUCAGGCCCAGCCUGCUCAGAGUCAAUCAGACGGUGGUCCCUCAGACCUCGGAGCCCCCCCCAGUGCUCCUCUACAACCAGAGCGCCGUGUUGGGGGACGACUACGCCGGGCGCCUCAGCGUGUCGGACAGGCAGGUGAUGCUGCACUCGGUCAGGAUGACGGAUGAAGGAAGCUUCACGGUUCUGGACCGGGACGGUCACACCAAGACCAGGAGCUGCCUGAAUGUCAGAGAUCAUCAGAGUUUCCUGCGUUUUGCCUACGGAGAGAACCUGAAGAUGAAGCUCUUCCUGCACUACUCCAACCUCAACGUGGUCUACAGGUCCAAACUGGACAACCAGGACCGGCUCAUUGUGAACCAGGGGGUUCUGGUGGCGCCGCUGGACCCGCAGCUGGAGGGACGGGUCACUGUGGACGGGUCGGAGCUGGUCGUGAAGAAGAUGCAACCUGCCGACAGUGGGCUCUUCAAGGUCACCGACCUGGCUGGCUUUACUGUGGCUCACGUUUACGUAGACGUGGAAGCCUAUAAAAUGGCUCCUCUGGCUGUUGCCAUCCUGUCCAUGCUGGGCCUGAUCGCCUUCAUGCUGCUGGUGUGCCUGCUGUCCUGCCUCUAUAAAAUACAUAAACGAAACGAGAAGAACAAGAAGCUGAUGCUCAUCGCCCAGCAGGCCGGCAAGAAGGAGGGGGAAGCUUUCCGGCAGGUGGUCCAUGAGGUGUACAGCAGGUUCACUGAAGAGUCUCUGAUGCAGUCAGUGUGUGAAAAACCCUCAGAAAGCACUGAGGUCACCAUCAAGGGUCUGGAGGUGUCCAAACCCGGCCGCUACCAGACUCUUCCCUCUGACAACUUCCUGGAAAUGAGUGACUCUGGAGUCGAGUUCAGCCACUCCGGACUCCCGCUGGACAGCGACACCGAGGCAGUGAUGACCUACGCCUCCCACAAGCCCCUCCUGAACGCCGCCUCCCCUCCAGCCGUGACGGAAGGCGUGAUGGUGUCCGACAGCCUGGAAGCCACGGCGGCCAUGGACGGAGACCUGAGCGCCGUCCGAACCCCGGACUCCAUCCUGAGCGCCAGCCCCGCCUCCAACCCGCGCUCGGCCUUGGCCGCCACGCCUGACGGCAGCCUGCAAGGGGCCGCGUCCCCGGCGACGGCCUCCAGGGGCACCGCGGGGUCCGACUCGGCCCAGACAGAGGGCGGGGCGGAGGGAGAAGAAGACGGUCAGAAGGAGUAAUCA